Molecule: messenger RNA, 1484 nt
Organism: Papaver somniferum (opium poppy)
Lineage: Eukaryota; Viridiplantae; Streptophyta; Magnoliopsida; Ranunculales; Papaveraceae
Product: bifunctional aspartokinase/homoserine dehydrogenase-like
Exons: 12
Coding region: 52-1233 (393 amino acids)
Biological process (GO): aspartate family amino acid biosynthetic process
Molecular function (GO): homoserine dehydrogenase activity; aspartate kinase activity
Source: RefSeq, a predicted model, not a curated record
GCGGGUUUCUCAGCUCGGUAGGUCUAUCAGUUCCCGUUUCUUAUUAAUCAAAUGAGCGCUGACAGACGGAAGCCUAGUGAAGACAAUAUGACGAAGAACAUAAAUGUGGUUCUAAUGGGGUGUGGUGGUGUUGGAAAACAGCUUAUUCAACACAUAAUCAACUCUAGAUCCCUUCACUCUAAACUGGGAUUGCACUUGCGAGUUGUGGGUGUAUGUGAUAGUACAUCAUUUCUGGUUUUACCUCAUGUAUCUGAUAGUAAAUCGGAGUUCAAUGAUUCAUUGCUCUUGGAAAUUUGUCGGGUUAAAUCAUCUGGCUUAUCUCUCUCCACUAUCAGUAAUGCCCGUUCAGGUGAAUGCCAAAUAUUCACAAAAAAGGAAUCUACAGAUAAAAUUUUGGAUACUGCUAAACUUCUCGGAAGAUCAACUGGUUUGGCAUUUAUUGAUUGCUCUGCCAGUUCUGAGACCAUUGGAAUCCUAACCAAAGUUGUUGACUUUGGUUGCUGUGCUGUGCUAGCAAACAAGAAGCCUCUUACAUCUUCACUGGAGGAUUAUGAGAAGUUGUUCUCACACCCACGGCGCAUUCGACAUGAAUCAACUGUUGGUGCUGGUCUUCCGGUGAUAGCAUCGAUAAAUCGCAUACUUACAUCUGGAGACCCCAUCCAUCGGGUUAUCGGAAGUUUAAGUGGGACACUAGGAUAUGUAAUGAGUGAAGUCGAAGGAGGAAAGCCACUUAGCGAAGUUGUCAGAGCAGCUAAAGGCCUUGGAUAUACCGAACCAGAUCCACGUGAUGACCUUGGCGGGAUGGAUGUCGCUAGAAAGGCUUUGAUCCUUGCUCGGCUUCUCGGUUGGCGGAUCAAUUUAGAUAGUAUAAAGGUUGAAAGCUUAUAUCCGGAUGAAAUGGAUCCUGAUAAAAUGUCUGUGGAGGACUUCUUGUCCAGUGGUCUUCCAUCACUGGAUGAUGAUAUCAGAAAGAGAUUUGGAGUAGCAUCUUCAAAUGGGAAUGUGCUCCGAUAUGUCUGUUCCAUUGAGGGAUCAAGUUGUCAGGUUGGGAUCAAAGAACUUCCAAAAGAUUCUCCUCUGGGCAGAUUGAAAGGAAGCGAUAAUGUGUUGGAGGUAUACAGCAGGUGCUACAAUGAGUUGCCCUUGGUCAUUCAAGGUGCAGGAGCAGGCAAUGACACAACAGCAGCCGGCGUCCUGGCCGAUAUUCUUGAUCUUCAGGACCUCUUUCCUUGACCAAGAAAAUCUCUUUAACUAGAAACUAGGACUAUUUCAUGGUCACAAAUUUUAAUUGUAUCAUGCAAGCCUGGUACUCUGAUUAGGGAUGUUUUAUGCUUGGAUAUGUAAAAACUGCGGAGGUUUAAACAUUUAGGCUGUUAUCAAUUACGAUAUGGUUUGGUUUAAAGUUACUGAAUUGCUUAAAAAUUAUUUCUGAGGAAUCCCAGAAGCCAUCGUCAGUUAAUUAUGUUUUUCUGGUUUUAUUUGGA